Aureobasidium uvarum is the source of this 432-nucleotide messenger RNA. The record is from the annotation of a GenBank genome assembly. NCBI's taxonomy places the organism in Eukaryota, Fungi, Ascomycota, Dothideomycetes, Dothideales, Saccotheciaceae.
AUGUUCUGGACGCUGGGCUCUAUCUCCGGCGCUACUGCCGUCGCAUUUGGUGCUUUCGGUGCACACGGUCUGAAGAAGAAGAUCUCGGACCCAUCCAAGAUCGCCGCUUGGAACACUGCUGCUCAUUAUCAAGUAAGCUGUUCAUCGCUUCUCAUGACACAUCAAUCAUUCGGAGUCUUACAUGACANNCAGCUUGUACACUCUGGCAUGAUUCUGCUGACUGCUGCCGUGGCCCCCAAGAACAAGAUCGCUGCCGGCCUCUUCGCCGCAGGUAUCACAUGCUUUAGCGGAUCCAUCUACCUACUCACUCUUGAUCCUCAAAGGUUCAAGGCUCUGGGCCCUGUCACUCCAAUUGGAGGCCUGUUCCUCAUAGGUGGAUGGGCUGCUCUGGCAAUCGGAUCGCGCGGCAGAUUCCUACCCAAGACCGCAUAG